Messenger RNA from Penicillium daleae, 894 nucleotides. RefSeq names its product sulfurtransferase. Gene Ontology annotation, molecular function: thiosulfate-cyanide sulfurtransferase activity. Lineage: Eukaryota; Fungi; Ascomycota; Eurotiomycetes; Eurotiales; Aspergillaceae. Bases 1 to 894 code for a protein of 297 amino acids. Gene Ontology annotation, biological process: transsulfuration. The transcript is spliced from 2 exons. Gene Ontology annotation, cellular component: mitochondrion. The record is from RefSeq and is a predicted model, not a curated record.
AUGUCUACCUCAUCCCCAUUCUCGUCAUUGUUCGUCUCACCAGCCGAAUUGCACAAUACCUUGUCGGGCUCUUCAAGCGCUUUUCGGGUGAUUCCGCUUGUUGCGGGGAGAACCUCGUCUAUGCAAUCCUUUGAGUCUCAACAUAUACCUGGUUCUAUAUUCUUCAACAUGGAUAUCAUCAGAGAUACCAACUCCAAGUAUCCAAUGAUGCUGCCCACCCCAUCCCAAUUCGCCAAAUACAUGACAGAACUCCAAAUCACUCCCAGCGACGUCCUCGUCAUCUAUGACCCGAUGGAACCGGGAUUCUACUCUUCUCCGCGCGUUGCAUGGACGUGUCAGUAUUUCGGGCAUAAAGCCGUUCACGUUUUGAAUACUUUUCCUCGUUACGCUGAAGAGGGAUUCCCCGUUGUAACGGGUAAGGUGUCAAUGCCUGCUAGCGCUACGACGGAGGAGACAUAUCCUGAGCAGGCUGUGUCUGACUCGAAACAUGUCAUUUCCUUUGAAGAACUACGCGAUAUCAUCGCAGACCCGGACCAAACGGAUGUCCAAAUCAUCGAUUCCAGACCCAGUGCCCGUUUCUCUGGGGCCCCCGAUACCGAGCCAUCGGCCCUGCCGGUGGGCCAUAUCCCGUCCGCUAUCAAUGUGCCUUUCGCUUCUUUGUUGGGAUCAGAUAAAAAGGUACUACCGCCGGCGGAGCUGGCGAAGCUUUUUGGGAAGGCUGGCGUGAAGCAGGAUGUGCCGACUGUGUUAUAUUGUAACACGGGUGUUACGGCGUCGGGGUUGGAUUUGGCGUUGAGUGCGUGUGGUUUUGAUAUUAAGACGAGGCUUUAUGAUGGGAGUUGGAGUGAGUGGAUUAAGAGGGCUGAUAAGGAGGGUAUGAUGGUGACUGAGUGA